AUGGGGAAACCCAAGGGACGGGCAAGGAAGAAGUUCGGCAAGCGCGGACCCGAUGGCCGGGCGGUUUCCAAGAAACCGAAGCUGGCGCUGCAACAUGAACUUCCACCCGGCUCUGGUGAUGCGCUCUCCGACGGCGACGAUGGCGUGGAGUUGAUGGAUGUGGAUGCGGAGGAAAAGAAGGCGGCUGCAGACGAGGACGUCAACGACGAGGACUGGUGCGAAGAGGAUCCCAGCGGCGCACACAGCAGUGGUGGAGCGGGGUUGGCACGAACCAUGGGAGCGUGGAUGCAGAGGGCGCGGCGGGAGAAGGAGCAGAAGGAAGAGGAGGAGAGCUCCUCUGUCGGUGGGGAGGUUGGUCCAGUAGAGAACCCAGCGGUGGAUUUGGAGGUUGCGCCGCACGCCGGUUCUCCGGGCGGCGGCAGCAUUUGUGCCGACAGCGGAGAUUUGGAGGCCAGCAGUAGCUGUAGCAGCGUCGGCGACAUGUCGAUAGCUUCGGGUCAUGGGCUUUUGAUCGAGGAGUUUUGCAGUGGUCAAGAGAUGAGGGACGCCGAGGAAGUGCUGGAGGACAACUGCGAUACCUCAUCGGACGGUUUUCUUGACGGUUUGGAUUUCAGCAGCAGCAGCAGCUGGAGCAGCAGGAGCAGCGAUGGCUGCAGCUCUAUCGAGAGGGGUGGAUGCCCCACACCUCUUGACAAAGAGGCAGUAGACGUUCGGCAGGGGGCGGGGGAGAACGGUGAGGGAGGGGGAACAAGACUGAUGCCGGGGGAGGUCUGCGAGAAAUCAAAUCUCGUUGCGGCACAGUACAGCAUGAACAAAAACUAUCGCGUCGCCAAGCGGAAGGCGCCGGCGUCGGAGCGGAAGACAUGGACGAAAACGCAGCUGGAUCGGGCGAGGGGCCGAGCGCGCAAGCACUGGACGAGGCGAAAGGCGGAGCUGAUGCAAACGUACCGCGAUGCCUACGACAAGCUCCAGAAGGCUGAACACAGUCGCAGCUACGAUUCAGUGGUGGCGGACCCGAAGACGAUGCUGGACAGAUCACAGUUGGUUCACACCACCAAAGUCAUCCACGCAGUGAAGCACUUCGUACACCUCGAAAUCCAAGAAGGUGUGGCGAAAAAGGACCACAGUAGAGCCGCAGUCGAAGUCGCCAAGGUCCAAUCGAAGACAGUGCGGCGGUGGGUGAAGGAAUUUCGCGAGGGCGGCGCCUUCGUUGUCCCCAAACGGCAGUACAACAAGCGGGAGCCGCACUCCUUUAUCGAAGACGAGGACAAGCGCAACCACUCGAGGCAUCACAAGAGCGUGUACGUCGACGGCCACGACAGACCGGACAUCGUCAACGACCGCCGGGGAUUUGUGGCGUACCUACUGGGCCGGCGCAAGGAAAUGUCCAUGGAAGUCGACGGCAAGAACGACUACAAGCACGUGCGUGUCUACAGUGAUGGCGAGACGUCGCAGCGCGUGUCAGGCGACUGCACGCGUGUCGCGUUCGACCCCCGCGACCUGGCGGCGUCCGACUCCAAGGGCGACUACCGCCUGCUCCCUGAUGAAGACGUGGAGGCGUACUACCGACCGAAGAAGGUGAAACGCGAGGAGCUUUUCUGGCCAGCAGUGCGGACGGUCGACGGCAAGGAGGAGUACAAGCACGUGCGUGUCCACAACCCCACGCACGCUCGCGGGAGGGAUUGCGUGCGUGUUCGACGGCUCCAGCAGUGUCCGUGCGAAACGAGAAAGGACAAGGGAAGAUGUUCGCACUUCAUGGCGUGUGAGUGCGAUGACUGCAAGCGCAAGCCUGCCGUCGACUCCGCGCAGGUGGCAUUCGACAAGCGCGACCUCACCGCCACCGACGGCAAGGGUGACCACCGCCUGCUGCCUGAUCACCAGGUGCUGUCGCUUUACUUCCACGACGAAACCACUGCGAAGGAAAACGACGAUGUGGACCACCAAUGGGUGUCGACGAAGAAAGGGGCCCCCAUGAAAGUCAAGGGGGAGGGCCGCGCCGCACACAUCUCGGACGUGAUCGGCAUCGACCUUGGCCAGCUGCAGAUCAGCAAGGAGGCGUGGGGCAUGUUGCAGGAGGACAAGGAUGCCGACACGGGGCGCUGCGGAAAGUACUUCGGCAGGAAGGAGGGCGAGGGGGUACACGGUCACGAGGUGAAGGAGGUUCAAGGCGCGGUGGAAGUGUUGAAGACGGCUGAUGCAGAUUGCGCGGUGUUGAAGACAGCGAACGACCCUUGGACGGCAGCUGUCAUCGUCGGGCAGCAGCACGACGGCUACUGGACGAGCGAUCGCAUGUGCGCCCAACUGCCGGCGAUCAUCGCCAUGGUCGAGCUGACGAGUGGCCCGCACCGGCCGGGUGUCUUCAUCUUCGACAACUCCACCGGCACGACGCUUACGGCGAAGACGCGUUGUUGGCCCACAAGAUCAACAUGGCGCCGGGUGGCGAGAAGGCAGCGUUGA
Ectocarpus sp. CCAP 1310/34 is the source of this 2457-nucleotide messenger RNA. Lineage: Eukaryota; Phaeophyceae; Ectocarpales; Ectocarpaceae. The record is from the annotation of a GenBank genome assembly.